UCAAAGGUCCAAAGUACAUUUUAUGUUCACUUAAUUUUAAGUUUUAUAAUCAUUUGUGAUACCCGACUACUCCUAUUUUUUUACAGUUCAAAGAGUAAACUGUGGACUUCAAAAGGAGCAAUGUCGAGCGUGCGGUUUUUUGGUGUUUUACCCGCAAUUUCCAAGGCAAAUCGGAAAUGUUGGCAAACAGUUCCUCGGAGAUAUAUGGCAGCUGCGGCUACAAAUCUAAAACAUUUUGAUGUUAAAGUGGUCGACAAUGUGGGGGUUAUCACUUUUGAUUCCCCCGGCGCCAAGGUGAAUUCGCUAAACAAAGAAGUAAUGACCGAAGUCCGACAAAUUAUUUCAGAUGUCCAAUCGAACCCCCAAAUCCAAUCGUGCGUGCUAAUUUCCAAUAAACCGAAUUGCUUCAUAGCUGGAGCAGACAUCAACAUGAUCGCCAGCUGUAAGACUGAAGAAGAAGUUGUAACCCUAUCCAAAGAAGGUCAAAAGAUAUUUGAUGCUAUCGAGUCUAGUUCUAAGCCUUUCGUAGCCGCUAUUCAAGGUUCUUGUCUUGGUGGUGGUCUCGAGACAGCUUUGGCUUGCCACUACAGGAUUGCGGUUAAGGAUAGGAAAACUGGACUAGGAUUGCCUGAGGUUAUGUUGGGACUUUUGCCAGGAAGCGGUGGUACUCAACGUCUUCCAAAAAUAGCAGGUGUACCAACUACUUUAGACAUGGCCCUAACAGGAAAAACACUUAAAGCAGAUAAAGCUAAAAAAUUGGGUGUCGUCGAUCUUCUAGUAGAUCCUCUAGGCCCAGGAUUGGACACUCCCGAAAAUAUGACGCGAAAAUAUUUGGAAACUGUCGCUGUUGAUGUAGCCAAGCAGCUGGCUUCAAAAAAAUUGUCCACAGAUAAGAAAAAAAGCCUUAUGGAGAAAGUUAUGGACAUGGCUUUGCAAUAUGACUUUGUCAAGGAUCAAAUUUUCAAAAAAGCUAGGGCACAAGUUAUGAAGAUGUCUGGGGGAUUAUAUCCAGCUCCUUUGAAGAUUCUAGAUGUUGUCCGAACAGGUCUCGACAAAGGUCCCGAAGCAGGUUACGAAGCAGAAUCCAGGGGUUUCGGUCAAUUAGCCAUGACUCCUCAAUCCAAAGGGCUCAUUAGUUUGUUCCAAGGGCAAACUCAAUGCAAGAAAAAUAGAUUUGGCAAGCCUGCUAAGGAGUUCAAAAAUGUCGCAGUUCUAGGGGCCGGUUUGAUGGGGGCUGGUAUUGCACACGUUACGGUCGAUAAAGGUUACAAUGUGAUUUUAAAAGAUUCGAGCGGGAAUGGUUUGGCUAGAGGUGUGAAUCAAAUAUCUACUGGUCUUAACACUGCUGUUAAAAGGAAGAAGAUUUCCACUUUGGAAAAAGACAGGUUGCUAUCGAAUCUUACUGGCACGUUGGAUUAUGGUGCGUUCAAAAACGCAGAUAUCGUUAUUGAAGCUGUUUUUGAAGACUUGAACAUCAAACACAAAGUUUUAAAGGAAGUUGAAGCCGUUGUGAGGCCUGAUUGUGUGUUUGCCACAAAUACUAGUGCCAUUCCUAUUAAAGAUAUUGCUGCAGCUUCGUCUAGGCCUGAUAAAGUUAUUGGAAUGCACUAUUUUUCACCUGUAGACAAGAUGCAACUCUUAGAAAUCAUCACUACAGAUAAAACAAGUAAAGAAACUACAGCCUUGGCUGUAGAUGUAGGUUUAAAACAAGGAAAAGUUGUAAUCACUGUAGGAGAUGGACCUGGAUUUUAUACAACCAGGAUUUUGAGUGCAAUGAUGGCUGAGUCCAUUAGACUGUUGCAAGAAGGUGUAGAUCCUAAAGAUUUGGAUAAGUUAACUAAGAAAUUUGGUUUUCCCGUUGGUGCUGCCACUUUAGCUGAUGAAGUUGGUUUGGAUGUUGCAAGCCAUAUUGGCCCUGCUCUAUUUAAGGCCUUUGGAGAACGUUUUGGAGGUGGAGAUCAAAAUAUUUUGACUGAAAUUGUUAGAGCCGGAUUCCUAGGACGUAAAUCGGGUAAAGGUAUUUUCCUUUAUGCAAAAGGCUCCAAAAAUCGAGAAAUUAAUCAAGACGCCGUAAGCAUUCUCAAAAAAUACAGUUUAGAACCUAAAGGACCUUUUGAAGAUGAAGAUAAGACUUUGAGGAUGGCUUCCAGGUUUGUCAACGAAGCUAUUUUGUGUUUGGAAGAGAAAAUUUUAGCCAACCCCUUAGAAGGUGAUAUUGGUGCUGUAUUUGGUCUAGGUUUUCCUCCAUUCACGGGAGGACCUUUCCGUUGGGUCGACCAAUACGGAGCCGGUAAAUUGGUAUCUAAAAUGGAAGCCUACCAAAGUGCCUACGGUAUACAAUUCAAACCAGCUCAAACCCUUAUAGAUAUGGCUAAAGACCCCAGCAAGAAAUUCUAUUCUAGCUAAGCGAUAUUUUAAUAUUUUUUUUUUUAAUUAUACAAAUUCUACAGUUUUUAUAUUUAUAUUUCAUGUUUGUUGAGUAGAUUUAAGUCUUUCUUUUGCUUAUAUUAUUAAUAAAUCUAUUCUUCGUUUUUAA
Molecule: messenger RNA, 2536 nt
Organism: Ceutorhynchus assimilis (cabbage seed weevil)
Lineage: Eukaryota; Metazoa; Arthropoda; Insecta; Coleoptera; Curculionidae
Source: the annotation of a GenBank genome assembly